Molecule: messenger RNA, 1864 nt
Organism: Dryobates pubescens (Downy woodpecker)
Lineage: Eukaryota; Metazoa; Chordata; Aves; Piciformes; Picidae
Gene: LBX1
Product: ladybird homeobox 1
Exons: 2
Coding region: 474-1301 (275 amino acids)
Biological process (GO): regulation of DNA-templated transcription
Molecular function (GO): DNA binding; DNA-binding transcription factor activity, RNA polymerase II-specific
Source: RefSeq, a predicted model, not a curated record
UUCUUUUUUCUUUCCCCUUUUUUCUUUUUUCCCCCAAUUAUUUUUUGGGGUAUUCGCUUGCGGGGUUGGGGGGAGGGCAGAGAAAGUGCUGCAAUUUGGGGUGUUUCUUAAAAUAGCAGCUGGAAAGAGGAAGAGAGGAGAGAGAGCGAGCGGAGAGUGAGAGGAGGGGGGGAGGGAAAUCCCCGACCCAAAACGCUGGGACAGGAGGUGCGGCAGGACCACCUCCCGGCGAGGGACCGACGGCAACUCUGCUCUGCUCCCGACCGCCGCCCGCCACCCGUUGCCCUGCCCGCCGCCCGACGUGGCUCUCCCCGGCAGGACCCGGGGCUACUCCGCCAGAGUUGGAGGUGGGCUUCAACUUUCGCUCACUGUCUCCGCCGCCGUCGCCCCGCGGUCCUGCCGGGGGCUUCUCCCCGCGGCAGCGCAUCCCCGUCGCUGGUGGGGAAGGCAGCCCCGCGCGGCCGGGCCCCACCAUGACUUCCAAAGAAGAGCCCAAGCCCUCCUCGGGGGAAGAACGGCGGCGGAGCCCCUUGGAUCACCUCCCACCGCCGGCCAACUCCAACAAGCCUCUCACCCCCUUCAGCAUCGAGGACAUCCUCAACAAGCCCUCGGUGCGGAGAAGUUACACCCUCUGCGGAGCGGCCCACCUCCUCUCCGCCGCCGAGAAGCACCCCCCAGCCGGUCUGCCCCUCUCCGGCCGGGCGCUGCUCUCCCAAACCUCCCCCCUCUGCGCCCUGGAAGAGCUGGCCAGCAAGACCUUCAAGGGGCUGGAAGUCAGCGUGCUGCAGGCUGCAGAAGGCAGGGACGGGAUGACGAUCUUCGGACAGCGGCAAACGCCGAAGAAGCGUCGAAAGUCGCGGACGGCCUUCACCAACCACCAGAUCUACGAGCUGGAGAAGCGGUUCCUCUACCAAAAAUACCUGUCACCGGCGGACCGGGAUCAGAUCGCCCAGCAACUGGGGCUCACGAACGCCCAAGUCAUCACCUGGUUCCAGAACCGCCGCGCCAAGCUCAAGAGAGAUCUGGAGGAGAUGAAGGCCGACGUGGAAUCGGCCAAAAAGCUGGGCCCCAACCCCGCCGUGGACAUCGUGGCCUUGGCCGAGCUGGAGCCCAGUGCCGAGGGCAGGGGCAAGGCGAGGCCCGGUUCCCCACCGCCGCCCCCCGCCGCCGCCCGGGAGCCCGGCGCCCCGCCGCCACCCCACCCCGCCUCGCCCCCCACGGAGCGGCCCCGCAGCCGCCGGGACAGCGAAGAGGAGGAGGACGAGGAGGAGGAGGACGUGGAGAUAGACGUGGAUGACUGAGGGUCGGCCGGCGGGCCUCCCCAACCCCACCAUACUCCCUCCCCCGCCCGGUUCCGCUACCCCCCCACCCCGGCAGCUCCAAACUGGCACCCUUGGCCCGACCCUGGCAGCGCGGCGAGGCGGCUGCUCCCGCUUGGUCGGAGCAAUAAGCAAUAGAAACCCACCGCAAACACCCACAAACAACAAUUAAUUUAAGGUAGAGUCGAUUAUCCCUCCGCCUGUCACAUCUUCGGAAUGGUGCAAUUACGGACGGCUUCUGUAUAAAUAUUUAAACGUAUAUAUUGGAUUUUUUUUUCCCUUCCCCCUUCUUUUUGAGGUUUCGAUUAUUAUUAUUUUUUUUUAAUAGCUAUCACUGACGAUUAUUUUGUCUAUAAGGGACACGCGUAACCUUGGAAUAAACUCGGCUUCCGACAGAUGUUUGGGUAGGCAGUUGUUUUCAAAGACUUCCGAAACGAACCACUUUAGAAGAGAUUUGAGUUAGGGUUAAUACAGCAACAGCAAAAAUUAGCCACUUUCCUUUCCUUGCAUGUUUCAGAUGUGCACGAAGCAAUUAUUAUUAUUUU